UUCCUCAGUCCAUUGAUUCCCACGAAAGGAAACAGGUAAAUUCAAUCAUUUUUCAUCAAGAAAAAUAUACAACUUGUUCAAAAUAUUAUAUAAUCUAAUCUGCAACAAGACUAAUAUUAAAAAAUAAUGACUAUUGAUCUUUAUUACUUACCACUGAGUCCACCUUGUCGUGCUGUCAUGCUGACAAUAGAAGCACUUGGAAUUGAUGUUAAUUAUAAAACUCUUAACAUAUUGAAUGGUGAACAUCUUACUCAGGAAUAUGAAGAGAUGAACCCACAAAGAACCAUUCCAUUUAUGGUUGAUGAUGAUGUUAAAUUAAGUGAAAGUCGUGCUAUUAUGGGGUAUCUAGUUGAUCAAUAUGGCAGUGAUUCUAAUCUCUAUCCAACAGAACUUAAUGCACGAGCUUUAGUUAAUCAAUUUCUGCAGUUUGAUGCUGGAAAACUGUAUUCGUCUAUGUCAGCUUAUUAUUAUCCACGUGUAUUUCAAGGACAAGAUCUUGAUGAAUCUAAAUUACCACCACUUAAAGAUGGCUUUGAUGUUCUUAAUAAAAUUCUUGAAAAUAAGGAUUUUGUCACAGGAGAGAAUCUUACCAUUGCUGAUUUGACUUUAAUUGCUACUACUUCAACAGCUGAAGUACUAGGAUUUGAUUUUGAAGAAUAUCCAAAUGUAAGUAGUUGGAUAGAAAGAGUGAAAAGUGCAAUACCAGGAUUUGAAGCUGUAAAUGGUGAUGUAGUAAAAUUUAAAGAAUUUUUCAAUAAACCCGAAGAAGAACCAGGAGAGGAGCCAGAAGAGGAAUAAAUUGUGAUUACCAAUUAAUCAAUACUUAAAAUAUUUAUUAUCUCACACGAUACACUCAUCAAUAAAAUUAA
Chelonus insularis is the source of this 869-nucleotide messenger RNA. RefSeq names its product glutathione S-transferase 1-1-like. Bases 127 to 798 code for a protein of 223 amino acids. Lineage: Eukaryota; Metazoa; Arthropoda; Insecta; Hymenoptera; Braconidae. The record is from RefSeq and is a predicted model, not a curated record. Gene Ontology annotation, molecular function: glutathione transferase activity. The transcript has 6 exons. Gene Ontology annotation, biological process: glutathione metabolic process.